Molecule: messenger RNA, 1644 nt
Organism: Penicillium cinerascens
Lineage: Eukaryota; Fungi; Ascomycota; Eurotiomycetes; Eurotiales; Aspergillaceae
Product: low-affinity glucose transporter HXT3
Exons: 4
Coding region: 1-1644 (547 amino acids)
Biological process (GO): transmembrane transport; carbohydrate transport
Cellular component (GO): membrane
Molecular function (GO): carbohydrate:proton symporter activity
Source: RefSeq, a predicted model, not a curated record
AUGGAGAAACACGAGCAGGACGUUGUCACAAUAUCUGGUGAACAGUCGAUUUUCCGACCGGAACCGCCAUUUGCACGAUAUAUUCCCGGCGGAUUCUCACCGUCACGAUGUAUGAAACUUCAGGGCAGGCCGAUGACCUAUGCCAUCUUCCUCUUCUCAGGAUGUGCCAUUCUCUUUUUCGGAUACGAUACUGCAGUGAUGAGUCAAGUCAACAACAAUGCGAACUACAUGCAGCGCAUGGGCGUCGCCGGUGGCAGCGAUCGCGAUGCUGCAGCUAUUGGUGGUCUGGUCAGUCUCUGGUUUGGAGGAUUUGCCAUCGGUGCGUUGAUUGUGGGCUACGUCGCCGACUCCAUCGGUCGCUUGAAGACAAUCCAGCUGGGAUGUCUAUGGGGCAUCCUUGGUGCAGCUCUGCUGGCAUCCGCACAGAACAUCACUUGGCUCGCAUUUGCACGAGUGAUCAGCGGUGUGGGAUGUGGUCAUCUGAACACGAUGGUCCCCGUCUGGACAUCAGAGCUGGCAGAUCCUCAUCUGCGCGGUGCCUUUGUGGCGGUCCAAUUUACCCUCGCCAUGGUCGGGUCGACAAUCGCAUACUGGAUGGAGUUCGGUUGUCUCAAGACCCAAACAAUGUCCUUUGCCUGGCGCUUCCCUCUCGGUUUCCAGAUUGUCUUUCUGAUCUUCAUCCUGAUUGCGGCUCCUUUCUACCCUGAGUCGCCUCGACACCUGGCCAAGAUUGGCGAUCUGUCUGGAGCAAGGACAGUGCUGGAGAAGUGCCGCAUUGAGACCGAUGAGCAAGUGAUUGAGACCGAGAUGGAAGAGAUCGUUUCUGCCAUUCGCGCCGAGGCCACGUCUACAUCACAUAGCUUCUACAGUAUGCUGUUCACCAAGGACAAGCUACACACGCGCCGACGUGUAAUUCUGGGUUCCGGGGUACAAGUUAUGCAAAAGCUGACUGGGAUUGACUUCAUCGCGGUCUAUGCUCCAAACAUGUUCGCUCUGUCAGGCUUUUCAGGCGAUAAACCGGCCCUUCUGGCCGGAGGCAACUGGUUUGGAUACAUUGCCAGUCUGGCGCUGUCCAUCUACCUCUGCGAUCGAGUCGGCCGACGCAACUUAAUGCUGACCGGAUGUCUUCUCAUGGGCAUCGUCUUGAUUGUGGGAGGUGUGCUCUCCCAUGAGACGAUUGCCCAUAAGACCAGCGACCCAGCAAUGGCUAGCAAAUUCGGGUCUGGCGUCGCAGCCAUCCUAUAUAUCUAUACCUUUAUCUACGGCAGCACCUGGCUGACGACUUGCUGGGUUUACCCCACCGAAGUGUUCCCGCUCGCAAGCCGAAGUAAAGGUGCCGCAUUGGCAACCUUUGCUUUUUCCAUCGCUGGAGGCACGAUUAACAUGAUCAUCCCGUAUCUCAUCCAGGCAAUUGGAUUCUGGGUUUUUAUCCUGUUUGCCCUGAUCAACCUGUCGCUGCUGGCACCUAUAUAUCUCUUCUACGUCGAAACUGCUAACCGUCACCUGGAGCAGCUCGACAUUCUCUUCUCAAGCGAUAGUUGCUUGGCUUGGAGAGCGGAGAAGAACUUUAUUGAAAAGCUGAAUGAACAAGGCGGAAUUUUAGGAGAAGAUAAUGAAAAGGGCAGCGUGGAACAAGUGGAAUGA